CUCCGGAGUUAGUGAAGGAUGCAGAUGGGAAUGUUGUGUUGCCAUCCAGCUUCAGUGUUUGUGAUAUCGUAUUCUUACUCAUCUUCUCUAUUGACCUGCAAUCUAUUGAUGCACAUACAGAAGUGGAGCUAGAAACGAGGUCAGAAUGGACUGAAACACCAUUUCCCAUGCCACUUUCGAAAGCAACAUUAAAACUGGAGAUUUGAAAGGGAAUAUUGUCUUUUUUUCUAGCGUUGUAUUAUUCCUUUAGCCAGACUGACAGCCGAUUCACUCUCCGCUUUCAGCAGAUUUGAAGGCGUGGAAACUAUAUAAGCAUGGCAGGCCAUCCUUCUACUACGGUAAUAUUCAGAGAUGUAGCAGUUUAUUUUUCUGAGAAGGAAUGGCAAAAUUUAGAAGAAUGGCAGAGAGAUCUUUACACUGGUGUGAUAAAAGAAAUCCAUGGAAUCUUGAUAUCACUAGGGUUUGUAAUUCUUAAUCCAAAUAAUUUAUUAAGGAUACAGUCAGAAGAAGAACCAUGUUCGAAGAGCUGUCAGAGUGUGCAAAUAAAUGAAAGCAGAGACGUUGCAUCUGAUGGUUCAGUGAAUCCUGACAUUCUGUUAACUGUCCAGCCUGGUGAAAAACAGCAUGUUGCAGAUUCUUUUGGGCAGAACAAGGGAAGAAAUAAUUCAUUUCCUAGCACAAGUAAGUUUAUUGACAAGUUUGGGGAAUACACCGCUAUUAAAGAAGAAGCACAUCUACAACACUAUUCUGUAACACCUACAACUGAGAGAUUGGAUAAUACAAUAAAAUGUUAUCCCAGUAAUGAUCAAGCUGUAUCAAGAAUUAAGCUUGAAGGGCAAUCUUCCAACAGUAAUAGUUUGCAUUUGGAGGUAAAACAUGGCAUCAGAUACGCAGCUGGUAAGUUGAGAAAAUGGAGCAAAAAUCAUGACUCAAAUCUUUGCAAUUUUCUUUUAUUUUUGUUUCUUUUAGGAUAUCCAAUAAUUGAGCCUGUUACUUUAAAAGCUAAACAGAAGGAGCACCCAUCCAACACUGAAAAUAUUGGUUUGAUUGGAAGAAACACUGUUAAUUAUACAGUAGAAGAUGUAACCGUUAACGAGAGAAAACAAGGUACUGAGAGACUCAGCAUAGGAAACAUUUCGGCAAAAAGCAAAGUGAAAGUUCAGUACAGUCUGAAAGAUGGUGGAUUCUGCCAAAGAAUGUUGAGGUCAUCAAUUGUAAACAAGGAUGAAUUAACGCAUAAACUUUACUUAUCAGGAUCUCAAAGGCCAAUAGAACCUGAAAGGAGCUAUAACUGUGUUGAAUGUGGAAAGAGAUUCUCUAAAAUAUCUGAUCUUAGGCUUCAUCAAGCAAGCCACAGAAUGAAAAUGAAACCUUUUAAUGGUUGCAUAAUACAACUCAAAACUAAUCCAAGAGUUCAGGUAGGACAAAAACUGGCCUCUGAGAAUUUUUCUCAUGCAGGUUCAGUCAAAAACAUUUCAGGGGCAAAGUCAGUAACUUGUGUUGUUUAUGACAAAAAUGGCAACGCAAACUCUGUUAUGCAAAGUCAAAAAACACUUAUGAGAGAGAGGCGAUUUAUAUGUAAAUUCUGUGGCAAGCGUUUUCAGAAUAACAGCAAUCUUAUUGGACAUGAACGCAUACAUACAGGAGAGAAACCCUUUGAGUGUCAAGAAUGUGGGAAAACCUUUAGUCAAAAAGCAAAUCUGACCACUCAUCAAAGGCUUCACACUGGAGAAAGGCCGUUUGUUUGUAUAAAUUGUGGAAAAGGCUUUGCACAGAAAAUAAAUCUGCUUACACAUGAGAAAACGCAUACAAAGAAAAGAAAGAAGAUUGAUAACAAAACUGUUAUGAUGAACUGAUUAAUGUCUAUAAGAAUUUUGUUUGUUAGGAAAGCUGUCAGCUACGUCAACCAUAAAGUGCCUGGAACCUGGUUGCUCCUCAUCAGUCUUAUUUUUCAAUAACCUUUCAGAUACAUUUUGGUGCAGGUAAUACAUACUAUUUAGUUUAAGAAUAAUAUAUAUUGACAGGUGCUAAAGAACUGAUGCACAUGGAAGUACCUCAAAAUGAAAAUAUUUUAGCCAAUCUAAAAUAUUUGUUACGUUUUUUAGCCUUACAUAUUAAUUAUAUCUCACUGAUUUGUAUAUAACAGUUGUGUUUCUGAUAUAUCUUGAUUCUAGACCAUUAUUUUAUUAUUAAAAUCUAGAGAAGCCUACGAUUUACUUGUUUUAGAAAUGACAGCAUCUAUAAAUCUGUAGACUUAGAAGAAUUUAUUUAUUUUAUAGUAGUGUUUUAAUGUGUUUGCACAAUGUCCAUGUUUUUGUUUUUUAGUGUACAUGCUAAGCAUCCUAUUACAUUUUUUAAUCUAUAUCAACAGUAGUGCAGUAACAGUCAUAGUGUCAGUUUAUAUUUUAGAAAAUUUGCAGAUACUAAAAAAAUCAUGCCUUAAUGGUAUGAUAUUUGCCAAAGGUCAAGUGUUUUGCUUUAACAUCCUGUGAAAUUAUAACUCUGGAAAACUCCAAAUAAUAGACAACUAAAGGGACAUUAAAUAUUUUUUUUAUGUAUGAAUCAGUAAAAAUGUCUGCAUACAAGAUAAAGGCUUUAAAAAUAAAGCUAUUUUGUAUUCUUUUUCCAACCCAACGGCCUGCCCCUUGAGUAUGUUUACUUUUUAUAUCCUUUGCUUUGAGCAAGAAUCAGGGAAAUUAUUAAUGAGCACCUGAACUGAUCAAGCAUUCACUGUUAAAGCAGUUGCAAUGCCAGGGCUCUUAAGUCUGCAGUAUUCUUUCCAGGCAAAUUAUUACGAAUAAAUACAAUUUUGAGUUUAAUGUCCCUCUUAAUGCCCAACAAUAUAAACUUGAAAAAAAUGAUUUUACAUGCUAGGGAUUGAUAAAGAGUAACCAGUUGUGCCCUGUAAUUUGGCAGGUUUUGUUCAUUUUAAGGUAAUUUAUCGAGAAGUUUAAAUCCCAUUAAGAAUCUUGUAAAUGUUUUUCUUACAAAAAAUAUAGCUGUGGAAAGAACUUGAAGAGAACUUAGAUUGUUCUCUCAUGAAUAGUAUAAAUUGCAAGGCACUAUUGUGCUCAGUGCUGUUAUACAAGAAACAAAUUAAGGAGGAGACAUAGAAAAAAAAAAGUAUAAAUAGCUCUGAUUACCCAGUUCUUAUGGAAAUUCAGUUUGAUUUGAAAUGUUUUGGGCCUAUGGUGCCAUCAUUAGAAUAUGUAGCGAGUAUGACUUUGACAUAAUGAAAGAAAGAUUGAAAGAAUACUCAAAGUUUAAUGAUUCAGGAAUAACAAAUUAAAUCUGUUGGUGUAUUCUGUAAGGUGUUUUUUUUAAUUCAGGGCUGUUUUUCUCCUUUUCUUGAUCUUCCAUUUAGUCUUCGUCAAACUGUAGAGUAGCCACCCCUCUUUGUAGCCUUUUUAGUCUUACAAACAUCUACCAUGUUGUUUUUCUUUUGUAUCCAAUGUCACUCCAACACGCAUGGUUUGUUUUUGUACUGUAAUUUAGUUUUAACCAGUAACCUCAAAAGAAUUUUGCACAUUGUUCCAUAUAAUCCUUUUGUACCUACUUUUUGUUGCAGUCUAGAUGAGGGCUUUACAAACUUAGGAGCCAGGUAUCCACUGGCUCCUAGAAUUUUACCCCUUUCUCCUAAAUCUAUAUAGAAAUGCCACUGUCUGGCUCCUAAAUAUUCUUACUGGCUCAUAAAUUUUAAACAUAUUUGUCAACCACUGAUCUAGAUCAAGAGUAAAAAACAAAUAUAUAUAUUGACAAUAAAAGAAUGUUUUUUAUUCUGCUCCGAAA
This is a messenger RNA of Bombina bombina (fire-bellied toad), 3789 nucleotides long. RefSeq names its product zinc finger protein 436. Lineage: Eukaryota; Metazoa; Chordata; Amphibia; Anura; Bombinatoridae. Gene Ontology annotation, biological process: negative regulation of transcription by RNA polymerase II. Gene Ontology annotation, molecular function: DNA-binding transcription repressor activity, RNA polymerase II-specific. The record is from RefSeq and is a predicted model, not a curated record. The coding region runs from base 315 to 1856 and encodes 513 amino acids. The transcript has 10 exons.